UCAUCUCCGGUAAUGUGAUAAACAUCCUUCUCUCUCACACUCCGCCCACUGCACAGCUCCAUGCAGCAGCAACAAGUCGUUCCCUUCUCUCAAUCGCAAAAGAGCUGAAGUAUGACUCGUCGUGUGGCAGUGAUUGGAGGAGGUAGUUCAGGUCUAGCCUGUAUCAAGUGUUGUCUGGAUGAGGGGCUGGAGCCUGUCUGCUUCGAAAGCAGCGAUGACAUCGGUGGUCUGUGGAGGUUUAAGGAGAAUCCAGAGCCAGACAGGGCCAGCAUCUACCACUCUGUCAUCAUCAACACCUCUAAGGAGAUGAUGUGUUUCAGUGACUUUCCCAUCCCUGCACACUUCCCCAACUACAUGCACAACUCCCUCAUCAUGGAUUACUUUCGGACGUACGCUGACCACUUCCAGCUCACCAAGCACAUACGCUUCAAUACCAAAGUCUUGCAGGUGAAGCAGAGAUCAGAUUUCUCUCAUUCAGGCCAGUGGGACGUUGAGACGGAGAACAAGGAUGGCAAAAAGGAGAAACACAUUUUUGAUGCUGUGAUGAUCUGUAUUGGACAUCACUGCCAACCCAACUUGCCACUGCAUGACUUCCCAGGAAUUGACACUUUCAAGGGGAAGUACUUCCACAGCCGAGACUACAAGACUCCUGAGGAGUGGAGAAAUAAAAAGGCUGUAGUGCUUGGAAUAGGAAACUCUGGAGGAGACAUAGCAGUGGAACUGAGCAGAGUCACCAAGCAGCUUUACCUGAGCACUCGAAGAGGAGCCUGGAUUCUGAACCGAGUUGGGGACAACGGGCUUCCCUUUGAUUUGUUUUUUAACAGGGUGGUGAAUUCUCUGCAGAACAUCAUUCCCUUUGGGCUUUUCUGUCGUAUCGGGGAGAACCUGCUCAACCAAAGAUUCAAUCACACUCUGUACAAUCUCAAGCCAAAGCACAGGCUGUUCAGCCAACAUCCUACAGUGAAUGAUGAGCUUCCCAACCGCAUCCUAUCUGGAACAGUUCAGGUGAAACCCAACAUCCGCAGGUUUCAGGGGUCCAGUGUGGAGUUUGCUGACGGAAGUGUCGUGGAAGAUGUCGAACUGGUGGUGUUUGCCACAGGUUACAGGUUUUCCUUUCCAUUCCUGGCCUCAAAUGUGGCCUCAGUGUCUGAGAACAAAGCAUCUCUGUACAAGUAUGUGUUUCCUCCUGAGUUGGACCGCCCCACUCUGGCUAUCAUUGGUCUCGUGCAGCCACUGGGAGCCAUUAUGCCCAUCUCUGAGAUGCAGGCCCGAUGGGCCACACGUGUCUUUAAAGGCUGCAUCAAGCUUCCCCCGGUGGCUUCCAUGCUGAAAGAUGUCCAGUGCAAGCAGGAGACAAUGGCUAAAAGGUAUGUCCCCAGUCAGAGACACACCAUCCAGGUUGACUAUGUCAGCUACAUGGAUGAGAUAGCAAUGCUGGUGGGGGUUCGACCCAACUUCCUGAAGCUGAUGCUGACUGAUCCCAGGCUGGGACUGAAUGUGAUUUUUGGUCCCACUACUCCGUACCAGUAUCGUCUCAGAGGGCCAGGGAAAUGGGCUGGAGCCCGUCAGGCCAUCUUCACUCAGUGGGAGAGAGUGUUUAAACCCAUGCAGACCAGACCCUGUGAUGAUCCCAAACCCAAGAGAUCGUUGAUGUGGCCUCUGAUCCUGUCAGCUGCUGCUGUGGGCUUGGCUGCCUACGUUAACAGGAACAACCUUUCACCUUUCCUACAGGACCCCACUGCACUGUUGGACAAGAUAAAAGUUUACCUGCCUGCACAGUGAUGUGCAAUUCAUGCUUGUUCCACUCACAAAUGUGUUACUCAUUUAACACAUGUAUCAUACAUGUAUGCAGUUUUUACACUACCCCAACUUCUGAAACAGACAAUAUACUAAGAUACAUAAAUCAAUGAUGACACCUCAUGAUGGCUUUAAAGGUCAACUGAUGUAAUACUAUGCCAAACAUAUUCAACAUAUCUCUCUGUGAUUGCUCGGACCCCGGUCUGGGAUCUCUAACUUCUUGGCAAAGCAUACCAGUUUUCAAAUAGCUAUUAAUCUACUGUCAUUGUCAUAUGAUGUUUCCUGUUUUAGUUUGAAAAUCCACUCCUCUUGUGUCUUGUCUUGUUUUAAUUCCUGCCUUUGUUUGUUUCCCGCCUGUGUGACAGUCCUCUUCAGAGUUUAAUCUGUUCUUCAUCCGCCCUGUUGGCACCUGUCCAUCGUUAUAUCAUUCCUUUCUUCUUUCUUUGUGUAUUCACUCUCUCUGCUGUCCUUUUUCUUUUGUCAGUUCGUCUUUGUUGCCUUUGGUGCCACUUGCAGUUCUGUUCGUUUGUGAUCUACCAGCUGUUCCUGCUUGUCUUUUUGGGAACCUUUUAGACUUUUAUUUGAUUGAAAGUAUCUUGAUUGAAUCUGCAAGUCUAUUACUCUGCAUUUGGGUCCUCCCUGCUUAUGCUGCUCCCUGCACCGUGACAGUACCAUCCUGUACCCGCACCUGUUUCGUCUGAUUCCCGGUAAACCCACCAGCCUUCUGUCCCCGACCUUUUUGAUCUCUCGAGAUCUGCUUCUGCAUUCUUGGUUCCUGUUUGCCUUGGUGUUUCCGUCCGCCGCCGACGCUACAGUGUGAGUGUUCCCAUCUACUUACCUGUGGUUUUCUGGUGGUCUAGAGACUCUCACUGUGUCACCACACUCGUCCUUGUGUGUGUGUUCUGUGAGUGCCUACCUGCUGGCUUUCAGAUCCUCUGCCUGGCUUCAACUUAGCUUCUGCCUGUCCCCUACAAGCUUGUCUGCUUGGACUGUUUGCCUACCUGGUUUCAGAUCCUCUGCCUCCACGACUACGUCUCCUGCCUGCUCCUCUACAGUACCGUUGCCUUUACCUGAACUGAAUUUUGUGUGUGUUAGGGAUUCAUUGUUGGAUUGUUGAACUGCACUGUGUGUUGCUUUACCUGCCCUGCUUUGUAACUGCUGAGUUUGGUAUUAAAAGUCCUUCCCAACUGUU
This is a messenger RNA of Sebastes umbrosus (honeycomb rockfish), 2989 nucleotides long. RefSeq names its product flavin-containing monooxygenase 5-like. The coding region runs from base 112 to 1782 and encodes 556 amino acids. The record is from RefSeq and is a predicted model, not a curated record. Lineage: Eukaryota; Metazoa; Chordata; Actinopteri; Perciformes; Sebastidae. The transcript has 10 exons. Gene Ontology annotation, molecular function: N,N-dimethylaniline monooxygenase activity; NADP binding; flavin adenine dinucleotide binding.